CGAUAGUGUAGCUACAUCUUCGAAACAUAAGAAAAAUCACGAAAAAAAUUGAUCGAUGAUGUCAUGAGCUGCGAGAUUUCAUGCCAGAAAGAUGGCGGCCACUGAAAGGCAGUGGUAUGUCGGAGAGGACGGCUGUAUACCCAUUGGAGAACCAGCCAGCGACGUCACAUACCAUUCUGCAUUGAAUUCCAUUAUUGUUUCAACUAAGGAACCAUCCGUUAAGAUUUAUGAUGUGGCCUCUGGUGCUAUCUUACAAAAAUCAAGUCUUUCCGCACAAGGCAAAGAUGCAGUUAAGUGUAUGUAUAUAUCUGGAAAGGACAGAAUAUUAUUUUGUGAUCAAAAUGGUGUGGGAGUGCGGAGUGACCUGAGGGGAAUGAUACUCUUGGACACUGCACUACAGCCACCUGUAUUUAAGACAGAGGACUUGGUCAGAGUGGAGAUUCCCUUAGUAGAGGCUAUCCAGCUGCUGAAGUCAUUAGUCAGUGCAGAGCUCCCUGGAGUAGAUCAUGUGGACGAUACUGUAAAGGAGCUGGAAAAACGUAUAGAAUUUGUGCAGGAAUCCACAAAAGGAAAUCUCAAAACAUCUAAAUGGGCAACAGUUUGUGUGGAGCUUCCCCAUGCCGUCCUGAAGAGUGUGUGUUCUAGUCUUGUGUCAGAAAUGAGGAGACUGAUGGUGUACAACCCCGGUUUGUCAGUAGCCUCUGCUAUAAGUGACAGACUGACGUACCUCCUGCCCAACCCACAGCUAUUGGAGGGCAGUAGUGCCCCAUGUGAGAGGGCAAUGAUGUACAGUGAAGCAGCUCGACAAGAGACAUUCAAAAAAUGGCCACAUAUGAACUACAAAUGGGCUUUACCAGAUCCUAUGUCCCAGGCAGGCUUUUACCAUCAGCCCAAUUCUAUUGGAGACGACAGAGCUAUGUGCUUUACUUGCAAUGUGUGUCUGGUGUGUUGGGAACCCACAGAUGAACCCUGGUCUGAGCAUGAAAGACAUUCACCAGCCUGUCCAUUUGUAAAAGGGGAAUAUACACAGAAUGUACCUCUGAGUGUUACAUAUGCAAGCCAACCAGCAAGGAGACAUGGAGACCGUAAUGAAAAGGUUGAAUGUCUAAGUACAACCAAUACUGAUGAUUUUGUGGCAACAUCAACACUGAAUGGAAACAUCGUAGUGUGGAACAUCUCAAAAAUAUCAAAGAAACACUGCCAGUUUAACCUGGAUCCCACAGCCACUGUCAUUGCGAUGAAGACUGGUCUACAGAUUGACCGCCCAAGUGUGAGAGAGAUCCAUACUCAGACUACAGAGGUCGAGUCCUCAGAAGGAGCUGAGCAAUGUGUUAGUGUUACAAACGGUGAGGGUGGAUGUGACGUCAAACCAGAAUUCUUAUCAACAAAUUGCAUUGAUAUAAUUGAUGGUCAAGUGAAAGAACAAGAAUCUUUAUAUGAGAUACCUCUGUAUAGCAAACCUGACAAAUCAGAAGCAAGCACACGGUCCCGGCCAUGUGAAGAUGUACAAGUGAAAUCCUUAUGUGUCCUUAGGAAACCCAAUCCAGAAAAGUGGUCUUCAUCAAAAGAAAACUGCAGUGGGAGCAGUGGUACAAAAUCCAAAAGGAAAUCCAGAUCUUAUCCUCAGCCUACAGUGGUGUGUGGUGCUUCCCUUAGACGGACUAAUCUCACACUUUCCAAUAAGGAGGUACAAAACACUGACAUCACCACAGAAGUUCAACUCAUGAAUGAGGUAAAUGAAGUGGUGAGCUGUGAUUCUAAUCCAAGGAUUAUUGAAGAUGAAGAUUUGGAGGAUGAAGAUGAAGGAUGUCAGGAUGAGUUGUUGAAUUCUACAGAAUUUGUGCCACAUAUACUUUUGUUAGCUGUUAAAGAUGAUAGUAGAAAAAGUAGUAAACACAAAGAAAAAGAAAGCAAAAAAGUUUCUUCUUCGUUGUCGACCAGUGAGUUGAGUUAUGUGAAUGUCCCAGUGCUAGGUUCGGGAGACCAUGUGACUGUCAGUAGCAGUAAUUGGGCACAGCUGGAUCCUAUGUUUGAUCCAGAUCCAGACCCAGACGUUCAGAUAACGGGAAUCACUCCAGGACCAAGCACCAACUUCACCGGUACCAUCAAUGUUUCUACAAGUGACAGUUCUCCUAUUAUUGUCAAGGAACACAAUGGUCCGACUGAACCUGAGCAAGGAAAAUCUGACAAUACAAGAAAAACAGAAGAAGUAACAGUAAAGAAUACUUCAGUGACAUUAAAGCUACGAGCUGGGGCUGUUUUACAGUGUGUAGAACUCCCAGAGAAUCUACGGUCUGAUAAUUUUGAAAUUUCUCAUAUUAUUCCUACCUUAGAUGGACAGCAUUUGAUAGUGGUUGUGAAACCUAGUACAAGACACUGGAACGUGGCUGCCUCGGCGGAGAACAAUGCUGUGAUAUCCAACUCUAUAACAAACAACUGUGAUGAACCUCAGACUGCUUCUGAAGACCUCAGCUCACCUAGCUCUGUGUCUGAUAUGGAUAUAGACUUACCAAAGGAUAAUGAAGGAGAUGGGGACUGCCAAGGGGGCUGUAUACUGGUAUACAGCUUCACCUAUGGCAACGAGUAUGCUGUGUUGGACGAGUCGCCCGUGAUAGUCAAGUGUAUCGACAGACUUGAUCAAGGUGUGAAACAUGUUCUGGUGCUUCCACAUGAUGUGUGUGACCUACAAGAGGAUGAUGAUGACUGUGCAAUGUAUGGACAAGUGGGUCAAGUGCCAAAUUCUGUCUCUAAUAGGUCAUCUGUUGACAUCCAUGGUCAGAUAGCAGUAACUCUAGUCAGUGGUAAGGUGUGGCUUCUCAACCUAUGUGAUCUCAGUAGAGUGGCAGAGGUCACCCCUCCAAGUGGAGACACGUUUGUUUCUUCAACAUAUUGUACAGGUAUUGAGCGACUGUGUAUAUGUACAGCUCAUGGGAAGCUGCACUUCUACCAGCUCUGUGACCACAGUCCACCCCAAACCAAGCAGCAGCCUUUGGACUCACCUGAUGGACUGUGUAAUGGUGAAUUUCCUGCUGAGCAUGACACCAUUCAGAGUAAACCAGAACAAGAGAGUAGGGAAACCACUGAUAAGUACAGUCCUGGGUCUGACAUGCUCACUAAGCAGCCAAUCAGUGUGGAGAAUCUGGUGAUUCUACAUAACUUAAUACAGUUUGAGAAUCUGAUGCCUCGGUUUACUGCCACUGUGCCCGCUUGCUGGACAGAGAUCCAACAGGAACAGCAACAGAGGCGCCAUCCUCAACAUCUACAACAUCAAGGGGAAGCUACUCAACACACAAGGACAUGGAAACUCCAACAGGACUGCAAUACUUGGGAGGAACACAUGUUGGAGAUAGUUCUGCCCCGACCUUGUUGUGUUGGACAUGUGGAUGUCAAGUUUACAUUACAACCCCAGUGUAGUAAUCCUCCGGACAUUCAGGUCACACUGCUCAAACAAAACAUAACCAGUCUUGGUCGUCAGCCCACCAUGCCAUCAAGUCCAAGUAAUGCCGAUGUGGACACAGGAAUAGACUUUGGUAUGUCCAAGGCUGGCAGUAGUUCCGAGUCACAGGAAUUUUUUUGUAAACCAACAGAAAGCUCCAGCAAUAAUGUUCUGGAUCCUAUGUUCCAGGAAAGUCAUAAUGCCGAGAUAUUGUGUGGCCCUAUCAAUCUCUCCACUUGUUUAGACCUGUCUGGUAGCAGUGGUAUAAUCACACUCACUAGUCCACAGCUGAUGAGCUCAAAGCCAAAAGCUUUUCUCCUGCAUUUCAGAGGUUUUGCUCAGAACAAAAAUACUGAUGACAAAACAAAUGAUAAACCAAAGGAUUCCAAAAAGAAAGCUGCACCAGCUACAAACACAGCACAAAAGAUGAAGGUAAUGAAGACAGCUUUUGACAAUGACCUGUUUGUGCCACUAAAAGAGACAGUGAUCUCGGCACUACCCAGGCCCAAGUUACCAGAGAACCUACAAGGCUGUGACUGGAUACAAGAACUGUCUAUCACUAUCAGAAAGUCCAAGAAGUUAGCACUUCCAAAAGAAAGGUUACAGAGAAUCUCAAUGAUAGAAAGUACACAGUUUCACGGGAAUUUAUUGUCUGCAGUAAGCUUAGAGGAUGAGUUUGUAUUUGGUGGAAUUAGUUCACAGCAGUGGCAGGAUAUGAUACUAGACAUUCUCAUGUGGAUUACUGCCAUACAGAACAAGGAUCCAGAGAAAAAAAGUUCGCUGAAGUCAUUGCCAGAGACAAUUCAGAGUAAACUUGGACCUUUGAUCAAAGCUUGUUUUAUCUCCGGGUCUCGCACCACAGCUCACAAAUGUGCAAGACUAUUAGCUAUGUGCAUGGAUCACAACAAGCAUUCAUCUGACGCUGACAUAACCCCAACCUUCAGCUGGAGUCUGCUGCAGGCCUUGCUGGAAUGUCUAAAGCUGCUACCAUCUGCACACUCAGCUGGUGCUGUCAAGUGGUUUUUCAGCAUGCUCAACCGUGUCAAGUGUGUAGAUGCAACAUCUGUGGCCCAGAGCUGUGCGGAACUCAUGAUGUUCACUGCUAAACAUUACUAUGACAGACUGUUACCUCUACAUUCUCUUCUCAAGUCUAGGUUUGGUUUGUAUGGUCAACCCUUUGAUCCUGAUCUGUUUGACACAGAUCUUCCUAUGGCUCUCAAACAGACAAUCCCAGUCACACCCAACUACGCUGCUGCUGUUGGUUGUGUAUCCACUGCUGGAAAUAACAACAAUAAUUCAGUCAUUCCAACCCUGGUGGCUGAUGAAAUGGACUUUUAUGAUUUGUUCAACCCUCCAUCAGAAAAGUCUUCAAAGGCUCAGCUGGAGUAUGCCAGGAGCAGCAUAUUUGGACUGUUGGAAGUUGAACCUCUCCAUUUCAUUUGCCAUUCUACGAGUGAUGGAACAAAAAUGGAGAGGCUAGAUACAAGUGCUACUGGACACUCGGCUUCUCUCAACACAUCUGGACUUUCUGGUACCAUUAAUUUUGGGGAGGCACUGCCCUCGCAACCUCCUACAGCCAGUGCAUCCACACUAGCUACAAUGUCAUCCAACAUGACAAAACAACUCAUACAAGAGAACAGCCAGAAAAGCUACACAUUUAAAAACAAGACCACCUUCAAACACAAGAUCGAUCACAUCAAAGAUGCCAUCAAGAUUCUGUCAGAGGUGAACAAAACCAUUUCUGAUGAUCUCACUACAAAAACUGUCACCUCUGAUCAGCUGUUGCCUCCCACCCCCAAAACCACUCCCCAGGUGAUGACCCCACCCAUGACACCACCUAAUGAGACUUGGCAGCAGAAUCAAGGUACCAAUGACAAGUCUGACGCCUUGAAACAGCAGUAUGCUCAGGCACAGAAGUCCUCACUAGGGAUCCCUAACACUCAGACCCUGCUGCAGCCUCCUCCUCUACAGGUGUUAGUCAUAGAGAGAAUGCACUCUGGUGCUCGUCGAUUUGUAAUUCUGGACUUUGGUAAGCCAGUGGUGCUAACGGAUGUGGUGAUCCCAGCAUGUGCAGACCUUGCCUCGCUGUCUAUAGAUGUGUGGGUACAGGGUGAAGAGAUUGAUGGCCAGAGAUUUGUGGUGGCUGGAGACAUAGGCAGCAGAUCUCUCAUCAUGAAUGAUAUCAUGCCAGCACCAGUCUGCAGAUACCUCAAGAUAACUACCAUAGGCAGAUAUGGAAGUGGUUCUACAAGAACAAAAAUUCCUAUUGGUGCAUUCUAUGGACACAGCUGUAUCUUACCAUGGGAGUGGAACAGUUACCUGGAACAGCAAAACUCUCAGGGCAGCAGUAUGUCCGGGAGUCAAAUAGAAUUGCCCACUCAGCCCCAUUUAUUGGCCCAGUUAAGUGUGUACAUGUCAUUGCUGGAGGACAUUCAGUGUAGGUACAGUCUGGCUAGGACCAGGCUUGAGAAUCUGUUGGCUGCUGUUAAUACUCAGCAGUAUGCUAGUGGCCAUAUACAGUACUAUCUGAAAAAGCAGAAGAAGAACGACUGUGAUAAUAAAAUUUUGCAGGCGUAUCAUGACUGCCUUCAACUUCAGCUUCAACUGAACCUGGCCCAAAGGGCCACAGACAGACUCCACAGUGCUUUAGGUUUCAAAGGUCAUCGAGUGGAAACCUCAUUGACACUGAACACACGACUGCGUCAGGCAUGCACAGACAAACUAAGGUUUCUACUGGAGCUGACACUGGACACAUUGCUCAGUCUAACAACUGUGUCACCAAGUAUUCCACAACCACCAGCCUCUUUGUUCAAAAUGUUGGACCCUCUGAACUCAGAAAUGUUGUUCAAGCAUUUAUGUGUUCAUGGGACAAAGAAGAUCCAGAUCGGUAUGGGGAUGCUGCUGAUGCGGGUGUGUGGCAGCCAGCAAUGGUGGGGUAACUUCUUAGGCAAUGCUCUACAGGAAUUCUUCCACUCAGAAAAUACACAAAUCUUCUCCCAGGAUAGGGUGUUUGUGCUGCUUCUGGCAAUGGGACAGAAAGCGUUGUCAGGUCCCAGUGCUGUACACAUCAUGGAAAGUUUGUUAGAUAUGCUGGCCAGAGUCCUUACUCCUCUCAUCAACAACCAGCAAACAAUGCAGUUUGGUCAGUCAGGUUUGAUAGACUUGACACUGGUAGGAUGGAUUCUGUUGUUCCUGUGCCGUAACCUGGACCACACAUUCGUUGUAGGGUCUAAUGGGGAAGACCGACAGAUGAAGCGAGAAAAUGGCAACAGUUUACCAAAUAGAUGGAAUUUCAUACAAGGAGACCAUAAUUUGGUUAACAAUAAAAGUAAGGUGAAAAGUUCCAAGUUGUAUCGAUGGUCCAUGCACAAGCGUCUUCUGCAUCAUAAACAGAAGCUCAUGGACCUCCAGCAGGCCCAGAAAACAUUCUUCAGCUCUGACAAAACAGCAUCAGGCAGCAGUACCUCUCUUCUCAAACAGCAAGAGAAGCAGUUUCGUAAGGAGCUUUCCCAGUAUGCCUCCAAGUAUGUCAACAAAAUUUUCCAGAUGAGGUCCAAUGUGGAUGCCCUACGUAAACUACCAAAGAUGGAUGAGAUAGCAGGUCCCAGUAAGAGUAGUGGCGAUUAUGAUCAGGACGGUGUUUUGGUGCUUUCCAAGGACAAAACACUACGAGUGGUGCGGGGUCUCAUGGCUCUCCUCCUCAGCAUGGACUUCACUUGUAAUGUCGACCUGUUCCUGGUCACUUGCAAGGUGCUUGCCACCAUUUGCGUGACGACACGGCCAGCUAUCACACUGUCAGAGGCCAUGGGACAGGAGCAGUUGGAGAAACUCAUACUGCUAGCAUCCAACAUGGAAUUCAGUCACAGCAACAUCAGUUGGGGCGGACCUUGGGCAGGACAUGCAAUUACAUGUCUUCUACAGGACAUACUUGAUGGAGAGAAGUUUUAUCCCCCUAACAAUGACACAACCGAGUUGACAGAAGAGUGUAUCAGUAACAUCACAGAGACAGAUGAGAGCCUGCCUAGCAGUGUCGGUCUGCCUACUAUGGAGGACAGUGAAUCAGGGGCAGACAACCAAGAUGCUGAUUCCUCUGAGAGCAAAGACGAUUCAACAAAAAUGAAUUUUGACAAGGAAUCUUCCAUGAUGGUAGACCUUCUGUUAAAUGGGGAAGAGGAAUAUGAGGAAUCAGCUGCAAAGUUACAUGCUUAUGUGACCGGCCAUGCCAGUAAACCACCACCACCUCCCAUGUCUCCCUACGAAACACCACUACCAACCACUAGUCUCAAUGGCGCUCUGGAAAUGAAUUCUUCUGGAGUGUUCUCAGCAGAGAUGGAGAAGGUGGAGAAGUUAAUGGUUCAAAAGCUGAUAGGUCAAAAUAAACAAAUGGCUGAGAUGACCAAAGGUGACAAGACUCUGGCCAACACUGGUACCACUCUUCAACAGAUGCCCUCAUUACUGGGGUGUACUUUAUCAGGCUACCCAGGCACUAUGAAGUCCAGUCUGAUGGCCACUGUCCAGGGCAUGUCAACAGCUAUGGACGCCAGGCUAGAAUUUGGUCUGGAAACACAUGCUGAAAUUAGACUCAAGACCAUGCUGUCAUUACACACGGAGAAUGUACAGCAGGCUUUCUCUUCAUCACUACCUGUGGCACCCUCUCCUGGCAUCAGCGUUGAACAAAGUUCCCCUCCAACCACUGAUGAUGACAUUUCAGAAAGCAGAGCAAACUUACCAGAGAAUUCAUCAUCGGAGAUGUUGAGUCAGUGUUAUGCCCAUCUGUUUAACAAUCUCAUACCCCAACAUACAAACCUUGAUGCCCUGCUGCAAUUGUGGCUCACCUUGAAUGGCGAAGGUAGUUCUGAGGGCAGUAGCACUCAGCUGACCUUUGACCCCAGUCGGACACCCCUGAUCCCCCUAAGUACGACUUCCAUGGCUAACAUGCUAGCUCUGGUGAAUGCCACACCCAGCUUGCCAGUGUGUACAUGGGUACUUGUGUUCCAAUCGCUCACUCUGUUAGCCAACCAGAAGAUCCGCUCCCACCCCUUGGGACCAGAGCAGUCCAUGGUGAUUCCCAUGAUGGCUGAACGAAACCUCAUGGCAGUCAUAACCAGAUUCCUGUCAGGAACAUCAGAAUAUGGACCCAUAGCAUCAGCAGCACAGUUUUCACAGGUUGGACCUUCAGCUACCAAAAGCUUUUAUGAAUUUCUGCUGAGACUUUUGGUUAAAUGCUCAGCUGAUAACCUGAAGAAUCUGAAGGAGUUGAUGCUGAAGUUAGUGUAUACUCUGUGUGCUGAGAGAGGUGCCUUCCACUCUGGCCUAGGGCCCCUUGAUGCACAGUGUAAGUUCCUGUCUUUCAUUCUUGACAUGUCGUAUGAGAACAUUGAGGUUGGCAAUGCCAUGGGUGUGAUUGAGUCCAUCAGUAGCCUUGUCCACCAGCACAUACUGUGUCAGGAGCGCAUCAGCUGCCGCAGUUCCUCAGAGAACAAUGUCAACGCCAGGUCAUGUUUUGGUGGAUUGUUUGCGAGUCUGUUACGGGGAGUAGACUCCAGGUCAUCACCUGGAGAUGCCUCUAGAGACUCCUUAAUGUGUAGUUUACUGCGACUCAUCAACAGUCUUAUACAGAUUCGAUAUGGACCACGAACAAGUCGUAUGUCAUCUGUGGUACUGGAUAACAGUACAGAGCCUCACACUCCCACCCUCAACCUGUCGGCACUGGCCACCUCCACACCUACUUCUGCUUUCAUGCUGUCUGAUGAGGAAAAGUGUCAGCAAACUGAUGAACAAAAGACUGAAAAUUUGCAUGCUCCUCCAGAGCCGAAUAACACAUAUGUAGCUGACAUUAUUUUGGGUCACAGACAGAUCAUGUGUCAUUUAAUGGAGGCCCUAAGCUAUUGCAAUAGUAACACUAUGGCUAUGAUCCUUGCCAGUAGGGGUGUGUCUAGUCACAUGCAGGACACAUUUACUGGAAGUAACCCUAUCUCUGUUGGAGAUGGAAUUUACCAGAUCCUGCGUACCCUGUCCUCGCACUGUUCUGACCAGAAACUGGUACUGGAAUCUCUCUUCUAUUAUAUGUCUGGUUCCUACAUGGGUAUGGCCUCAUCACCAUCGCUCUGUAGGCUGUCGGAACCUCUGCUCUGGUUUAUGCUGAAGGUGCUUGACAACUCGCGUGCAAUUCAUAUAUUCCUUGACAUGGGUGGGGUAGAAGUUGUAUGUCGCAACUUAGUCAGCUGUAACUGUAGAAUCAUCAAUACAUCACCCAGUCUCAUCUCCACGAUCAUGCAGAACCUCAAUGGAAGGUCAAAGAUGAUGGAAAAGAAGACUACAGGGGAACCAGAAUCCCCAGAUGGAUUGCAGAACUUUGCUCCCUUAGGUUCGAUCAGUUCCAGUAGCCCCACAGCCAGCCCAGCAGAUGUCCUCAUACAGGCCGCCCAAACUCAUCGCAGGGCACGCUCUGCAGCUUGGUCCUACCACUUUUAUCCAGAUGAGGCCUGGGUGGAUCUGACAGUACAACUGCCCUUUGCUAUUUUGCUGAAAGAGGUCCAGAUUCAGCCUCACAAUGCCUCGCUUACCACAUGCCCAGCCUUUGUGUCACUGGAAAUCAGCCAUGAUGGAGUGACCAGCACCCCACUGUGUCAACCCUUGAUGACCAGCAGUCUGGCCUUCAUCAAGCUCCAGCUACAGCGGCCAGAGGUGGCCACUUGUGUGACCAUCCGUCUGCACAAAGCACGCGACUCUAUGACGAUUGGUUUGUCACAGAUCCAGCUUGUGGGCUACAGCGCCUUCGGGGACACUGGCAACGCCCCACAGAACAUUUUCAUGCCUACAGAGGACUUUGUGUCCAGGUCUAGUGUGCGAUGGAUCCGCCUGCUUCACCAUUGUAUGACUGCCCACAAGGAGGUAGAGAGCCAAGUGGCCGCAGCAGCUGCCUGUACUCCAAACCUUCUUAACACGUGCUCAGCCCUUUUGGUCUCUCCCAUGUCAAAUGUAUAUGCCCCCAACAUAGAGAAUGUACUGCUCAAUCUAGGACUACACUCUAUUUCCAUGGGCCUGGCUCUCAUAGACAAUAUACUUCGGAGUCCACUUGGUCAAGCUGAUGCCAAUUCAGGGAUCACCACCCCCUACCUAGGUAAAGUGAGUGGUUUAGCCAAUGACUCGACAGUGGAACUGCUCUACCAGCUUAGCACUGUGCAAGACUCCGGCACAAAACACAGAGUGAAGGCGUUGCUUGACUGGCUAAGAGACAGUGCAAGAUUAAGUUUACAGAGGACCUCCAUGUACUCCGCUGAAGGUUACAUCCGAGGGUCACCCCUUUGUCUGCCAAGCCCCGCUCCCUCACACAUCCAGUGUGUGGCGUCUGUCUUGUGGUACAGUCAUGAGGCUCAAGUGGAAUACAACCUGUCUGAUCUCAUUACAGUAGAUCUUGUCAGUGCAUUGUAUGAGUGGUCAACAGUGUUAAAGUCUGACUCGGCACUGAAGAAGUCUGUUAACUAUGUCCUGUGUUCUGUGUGUCACAUCAAUCCCGAGUAUUUCUCCCAGCUGCUCACCUGGAUGGGUGUGAUUGUUAAUGAUGAGGUCAGCAUGACGUCCUCAGUGUGCGAUGACCGAAAGGAUGGAGGAUCACAUCUACACCAAGAAUGUCUGACAGAUGACUCCAAGGAAGCUAACAGUAUACAGCGGCAGCAGAGUCUGGGGACAGAUAGUCCUGUGGUGGAGGACAUCCCUGUACCAGGCUUCCGUCACAUCGUGUUGGAGGAGGCUCACCUAUCUACACUCUCUCUGGCCUGUAAAUCACCUGUGGCUAUCAAGCAGUUACUUGAUUCUGGAUUUCCAGCUGUGUUGGCACAAGGGUUAUUUGAGUUCUGUAGUAAGGUGAUGUCACACCUCACGGAUGGCUUUGUGAAUUUAGAAGGACUUACAGACACUAGUAAAACAAUGAAUGAUGAUGCGUCUACUUCAAAGGUCAAUGGGGACAACGGCAAUGAUACAGACAAUAACCUGUGGAUAACUGCAGACAUAGUAGCUGCAGUUCUCCAGUUUUUCUCAGAGGUGUCAUCAGAGCCUCUUAUGAAGGACUGGCUAGGAGGAGCCGAGGGCAACAUUUUCUGGCCAGCCAUCCUCACAAUGUUGUGCAAUACCCCAGUCCAGGCAACUGCCAUCAGGAAAAACUCUAACCAACGGAUUGAGUUGAUGUCUCUGGAGGACAGGACAGCUAUAGAGACAGCAGCUGUGCGAUUCUUCACUCAGGUCACGUCAUGUCACAUUGUUAACCAGCUGUUGUUUGCCAAAGUUCUGUGUGAGGUGGUCAAGGAGCAGAACUCCACCUCCAAAACUGGUCAAGUUUGCAGUAACUUCCCAUUGUCUGGAUUUACACGCUGCCUGUUCCUACAGGCCCUACUUGAGGACGAGAAAGUGUUGGUGGCACUACAGUUUAGUCCGCAACAACAGCAAGAUCAGCGCAUACAGCUCAGUACCAAAAAUAUCAACCCUGUGGAGCACCCCAAAUACUCUGGAGGCCGCAACUACCACACCAUGAUGGUCAGUCUACAUACAACCUGUGCUGACCUCCUGCAAAAGGUGUCUGAUUCCCCAGGUUUGGCAGGACAGUUCUUGGAAAAGGCAGCAGAGAAAUCAGACGAGUCCAAGCGAGAGCUCAGUGGCACAUGUUCCACUGAAAUAGCAGAGUACAUCAGUACUGUUGCUAAAGGACAGGCUGCAAAGGAUAAAAGGACUAAGGAUGACCGGCCAGAAUCCAGUAAGUCGAUGCUACCUCCAAGACCACCCACACGACGGGGUCGACACACAGCGGAUGCAGUCACAUCACAACUCUUCUAUCCGACCAUGUCUCUCUAUCACCAAAAACUACCCAAUAAAGCAUUGCCCGGUGAACUGACGCUAUCCCAGCUUCUGCAGAUUUUGCACCAGAGAGGAGAACAAGAGGGACACUCUGUACUUCAGUUUUAUGUAAAAAUCGAGUCAAAGAAGAAAGAAACCACUGUGCAAGAUGCUCGUUGUAGUCCCACGGACGACUGGACAGAGUCGGAUGAAGAUAUACUCUCUGAUGCGACACUGUUGUCCGUGUCCUCAUUCCCCACAGCAUUACAAGUGUUUGCUAGUGUGGGGGGUCUGGCACUGCUGGCGGAACACCUACCACUGCUUUACCCGGAAAUUGCCCGACACCCCACACAGGACUUCAUCACCAACAGCUACAGCAGCAAGACUAUGUCCAAUUCCACUGAGCUACAUGACUGGGUUACGGUGGAACCGUUCCCUGAGGAUUUCUAUGAACUGUAUGAGCCUGUGUCGCCUGCACCGGCUGUGUCCAGGGCAACUAACCCCUCAGUAGCUAUGCCAUCCAUUCCUCCACAUUCCCUGGUUGCCUUUGGUCUGUUUCUGAGGCUACCAGGCUAUGCUGAGGUACUGCUAAAGGAGAGGAAGAAGGCCCAGUGUCUGCUCAGGCUUGUGCUGGGAGUCACAGAUGAUGGAGAUGGAGGUCAUAUCCUGACAUCGUCCAUAGCUAGUUCUCUGCCGACCUUGCCUUUCCUGGUGCUUAAGACACUGUAUGACAGUACACCCCUGACAACUGAUGAUGGGGUGCUGCUGAGGCGUAUGUCACUGGACAUUUGGGUGAUCCACCUGAUUCUGGCCUGUUUGUCAGUCCUCAGUCAUCACAUACCAAGGACAUCUGUGCCAGGGUUCCAACAGGAGGCCCAAAUGAUAUUGUCUGCCAUGCAGACUGCCACCACGCCAACUGUGAAUUCUGUAAGCCACUCGUCUGAGGAGAAGUCACAGCAGUACUGGGCCAAGGGUACAGGCUUUGGUACGGGCUCCACCACCUCCAGCUGGGAUGCUGAGCAGGCUCUCGUCCGACAGAAGAGUGAGGAGGAGCACGUCGCCUGCCUCUUACAGGUCUUGGCAAGCUAUGUAAAUCCAAGUGGUGAGGUCCCAAAAUGCUUUGAGGAUUUAGAUUACACAGCUCCCUCAGAGAAGAUGCUCCUCCCACCCAAUAUUCCUGAGCUGCUAAGCCAGUCCUGUUUGGUGCCAGCAAUCUCAUCAUACCUUAGGAAUGACUCUGUGCUGGACAUGGCACGCCAUAUCCCUCUGUACCGUUCACUGUUGGAACUUUUACGGGGGAUUGCCGUGUGCCCCACCCUUGUGCCACUUCUGCUGCCCUUGGAUAAGGAAAACAACACUGACUCCACAGCAGCUGUAGGGAUAUUGCUGGAUAAAAUGAGGGUGUGUGUGGACACCUAUGCAAGCCGUCUCAAGUCCAAUAAAGGUAAGAACGGCCAGGCUGGAGAUGAGGAGGAGAAUGAAGGUCUUGCCCUACUCAUACCAAACAUCCAGGAGACUGCACACAUUGUUAAAGUGGCCACAGAGAGGCUACAGAAAUCAACAGUGUGUGACAACAGUAGUAUAGACAAUGAAGAGACUGCCCUGGACAGUCUGUCAUACAAGGAAACCCAGGACAGGAAAUACAUUGAGGCCAUGAAGGUGCUCCAAUUUGAUACCUCAGACUUGGUAAUAGAUGAUGGUAAUGGGAUCAAGUUUACAUCACCGCACCACUACGAGAACAAUGUGAAGGCAGCUGGUGAAAUCAACAACCCAGCCCGCACACGUCGCCUCGCUCAGGAGGCUGUCACUCUGUCUACCUCACUACCCCUCUCAGCCGGUAGCUGUGUGUUUGUCCGCUGUGAUGAGGAACGUCUUGACAUCAUGAAGGUGAUGAUCACUGGUCCUGCUGACACUCCCUAUGAGAACGGCUGCUUCGAGUUUGAUGUGUACUUCCCACAGGACUACCCAAACUCUCCACCAUUCAUCAACCUAGAAACCACUGGAAAUCAUACCAUUAGAUUUAAUCCCAAUUUAUACAAUGAUGGCAAGGUUUGUUUGAGUGUAUUGAACACAUGGCAUGGCAGACCAGAAGAGAAAUGGAAUUCAAACACAUCUAGCUUUUUACAGGUGCUUGUGUCCAUCCAGUCAUUAAUAUUGGUAUCAGAACCAUACUUCAACGAACCAGGAUAUGAAAGGUCACGUGGCACAACCUCAGGGACUGCUAGCUCACGAGAGUAUGAUGCUAAUAUCCGGCAGGCUACUGUUAAAUGGGCUAUGCUGGAGCAGGUACGCAACCCAACACCUUGCUUCAAGGAGGUAGUCCAUCGACACAACUGGCUCAAACGCCAUCACAUCUUGCGGCAGUGUGAGCACUGGAUAGCUGAGAUGGAGUCUUACUGUAACGACAAGAGAACAGGGCGCACAAUCGCUCACAGUACCCUUGCUCUGAAGCGACACUAUAACCAGUUGCGUGAGGAAUAUGCCAAGAUGAAGCCCCCAGAAGGACUAGAGGAGGAAGAGGAGGGAGACAUAGACCCUAAAGGGAAACAGUACCAGACAGAUAACAGCCUAAACACCUCGGCUUCAAUUGGAGACCUGGAAGCUGCUGUCGCGGGACCCUCCACUUCCCAAACUGACCCAUGUAACAACAUUUGACAGGAGGUGAUCGUUUAGGCAACACCGGAAAAUUGACCAAGCUACAUGCUGUGUGAUUAGUCGGGGAAUAGUUACAUGAUUUCUAGUGCUCCAGUAUGUGGUUCCAUACUGAUGAUGGUAGCCAGCAGUGGAAAUUGACCUUAUUCUGACUGUUCAUAGUCAGUACCGGAAAAUGAUGUAUCGAGGCAGAAACUGUAGCCGUGGCCAUAAGUUGUUGUAUCUUUAAUAUAGCAACGAUUUACAGGGAUAUACAAUGUGUAUCAAUGCUAUCAGGUUUGUGACCAAAACAAAGUCUAACCAUGUUUGUAACUUUACAGAAUUGGUCUCGGCCUUGAUAAAAAGUACAGCAAAAAAGACUUAUGAUGAUGAGAUGUUUUUAUUAUGUUAACCCAUGACAAAACUGUACAGUAGGAGCAUGGGAGAUAUUUAUUCUUUGUGCAACUUUAGAGCAGAUUUAAGAUUCUGCCACAGUGUUGCAGAGUAUUUAUUUUACUUUUGACAGAACAAUAAUGUAACCUGUAUAACACUGAUCGAAGAUCAAUAUUUUGUUAACUAUUUUGUGUGCUGAAGAUGUAUGUGGUGGAUAAGUGCGGUGCCACUAGACAGGAUGUUUGACACACCCUACUUUAUUAUUUAGUCACACACCUAGACACUGUUGUGUGGCAGACAAACAUUGAUUUUUGUAUUGUACUAAUAUUAUGGAAUUGACCACAUGGCAGUUAAUGUGACUGAGCAUUUGAUUUGCUGCAAAUGGCCAAAUCUCAUCUGUAAUUUCUGUUUUAAUUUUUUUCACUCCUUCAAGUGUGUCCAUUGACUUUGUUAUCUAUGCUUACAAUACUAGGAUGACGUCCCACGGACUUGGUGGUGAGGAGUGAUUUGUUGUCUGUCAGACAGGCAAAGCAAGUGCUGCCCCACAAGGGCUUCAACCAGUACGAUUUGUGAUAUAGUCAUGCAAUAUUGUGAUAUUCUCAUAAAGCGUGAGUGUGAAAGUCAUGGAAUGUGUUGCUUAUAUCGAUGAGAGAUGUUAUUGUGAUUGUCUAAUUGUUGGAUGUUGUGACUGUAGUUAAGAAUGAUUUUGUUCCCACCUUUGCUGUGUCCAGACAAAUGCCAAAUUGAUAAACAACCAGUCUAAUGUUAAAUGAGCAUUUGUCAGAAUUGUUGAUAUCUGUGCACUGCUUUGUGUGUGCAAUGUUGCCCCCAGUGAAGCCAAGGAAACACUGAUCAACUUGGUCUUGCUUUUAUAUGGCAUCCUUGCACGCCCAUGUCUUAACAAAGUGAUGUUGUGUGGUAUUCACUAGUUUUACAAUCAUUCAGAUUUCAAACAAAAAGUUUUUGUCUCCUUUUAAAUCAAUGUUUUCUUUCCCCCAUUUUCAAUUAAUACUGCACCAUUUUUUUAAUUCGUACAAUGACGACUUGUUUACUUGGUUUUACAUCAUAAAGCAUCACUGACUAAUACUUCAUGUGUUUGAUCAGAAUUAACUUGUUUUAUAAAAUUUGUUUGAAAAUUUUGCUGAAUAUGCAAGUAAGUCACUACCUUGUUACAAACUCAGUAAUCUUAUUCUUGAUUGAUGCAGUGAUAUUUGUAGAUGUAGGCAGAUGUUUGUUUUUUGAAUUUGAAGUGUUUGUGUGGAAGGAGCUAUUUUAUAUGAUGUUCUGAAUAUUAUGGCAUGACCUGGUUCAGUAGUGGAGUUGCAUUGGGUUGGGUUGAGGGGAGGUGGCACUGUAACAGUUAUUAGUUUUGGGUGGUCACCACACAGGGUUUAGGAGAUAUUAGCACUCCUUGUAACUGAUAAAUUUAAGACGGAAGGGUUCGAGUGAGUGGAGAUAUGCUUCUCCUUGUGACUGACAAGGUGAAGUUGGAAGGGCUGUGGAAAGUAUUUCCCUGUUAAUGACAAUUUUGAAGUGGAAAGGUAAUAGGAGGUAGUGAUCUGAUACUGCAUCAGGUACCAUUCUGUUCCCUGUUUGUUACACAAGUGUGUAAGCACCUACGUUUUAGUACAUUACCUUUUGUUACAAUACCCAGUAACUCCUGGUUUCUGACCACAGAUCUUAGAUUAUAUUUUAAGAAUUAUGGCAAAUUAUGCCUCCAUCAGAUUAUUUUUGUCUUGAUGUUAAACAUUAUGAACUACAUAUGUUUAAAUAUUAGGGUAACUUUUUCUUGCAUUUCAUGUUUUAUUCUUUGAAAACUGUCCAUGUGAAAUAUUUUCUGGGCAGCUGAAACUUCCUUUAAAUGUAUAAUGAGCUAAUUUAUAGAAUGUAAAUUUACUUUGAUAAGGGCAAUUUGAGGUUUUGAAGUCAAAUUGAAGCCUGCGAGUCAAAGUAAUGAAAUAGUUAAUUAUCAUUGUGUACAAUAUUUGAUUUUUUUUUUAUUGGUUUGACUUCAAUUCCUCAAAGAUGUCUAAAAUUUGUUGUCAAUGUUUUCAUUAAAUUGUUGUCUGUGGCAUGUUGACUAUAGAGAAUAUAAGUACAAAAUGUAUCGUUGUUGUUUUAUAUCUCUAUAUAUUGUUAAUCCGGAUUGUACUACUAUUUCACAGUCGACUGUCUACACUGCUAUGGUGGCCACGUUCAGCAUUGGUCUCUGUGAAUGUUUGAGUACAGUCGUGUGUGGAAGGGGUUAGAGUGCUAGUCUGUGUGCUCUUUCAUUAAGUAAUGAUCAAGAAGGGAUGACUGAAGUAACAAUUAGUUAUAUUUACCAAGGUUAAUUUCAUCCCCAGAUUGUCUUCAUUUUAAUAAUAAAUACUUGCAAUAUUCUUGCUGAAUAUUGUGUGGUAGAUCUAAGGAUUAAAUAUUACAAAAAUUACAAGUACAAUUUUUAC
Molecule: messenger RNA, 17736 nt
Organism: Mizuhopecten yessoensis (Yesso scallop)
Lineage: Eukaryota; Metazoa; Mollusca; Bivalvia; Pectinida; Pectinidae
Product: baculoviral IAP repeat-containing protein 6-like
Exons: 59
Coding region: 92-14920 (4942 amino acids)
Biological process (GO): regulation of cytokinesis; apoptotic process; negative regulation of apoptotic process
Cellular component (GO): nucleus
Molecular function (GO): cysteine-type endopeptidase inhibitor activity; ubiquitin conjugating enzyme activity
Source: RefSeq, a predicted model, not a curated record